Messenger RNA from Dracunculus medinensis (Guinea worm), 504 nucleotides. NCBI's taxonomy places the organism in Eukaryota, Metazoa, Nematoda, Chromadorea, Rhabditida, Dracunculidae. The record is from the annotation of a GenBank genome assembly.
AUGAUGAUAAAAUAUUUAAAACUUCUGCUAAAUAAUGGUGCAAAAAUAAACGAUCAAGAUCGGCGAGAAAAGCGAACAGCACUUAUGUACGCGUGUUUGGAGGAUUCGAGAACCGACGAAGGAAUAAUUUUAUUAAAUAUGAAAAAUUGCAAAAUACAAAUCCAAGAUCGACUUGGAAACACAGCCGUCAUGUAUGCAGCAAUGAAAGGAAGGAAUGAAUUAAUGGAAGAAAUUAUUCGACAUUUAUCUAUGGAAUGGAGCUUAGCCGCAUUACAACUUAAAAAUUGCAUGGGUCAUACAGCUGAAGAUCUCGCUAUUCGUAAUGGUAAUCAUCGUUGCGCCCGAAUCGUUCAAUCUCAAAGGUUACAUAUGUUAUCAUGCAUGAAUCAUCAACUGAUAAUGAUGGGUCGGAUAGGAUGUCGUCAUUGGGGCGCAUUUACAGCUUUAUAUAAAUGCGCUGAUAAGUUAGAAUUUUUUUAUUUAUAUUUUUUAUAUUUUAAAUAG